AUGGCUGACGAGGAACCUCAAGAGAGUGAAAAGCAUGAAGAGGAGGAUCAAGCAACUGGACUUCUUUACUUGCUCCACCGCAAUGAGAGCAGCUUCCGCUUCGCUCAAGACAUGCCAGGCAUCGUGCUUGUAGGCUUACUAGACUCCUUGGAGAAAAGAGAACAGAGUGCGAAAGUAGAGCGAGUUGCUGCUCUUACAAUACAAAGCAGUGCAAGAAGAAUGAUGUGUGGAAUCGUGCAUGGAACCGAUCGGAAGGCGGCUAUCACUCUAGAGCGACUUUAUCGAGGACACCUCGGUCGGUUGGCGUUCGAAGUGAAACAAGAAGAAAGGGACGCACAGACUCGACGAGCCUUCUGGGAUUGUAAUGCCACGCUAGUGCAGAAGCUGUGGAGAGGAUUUCACAGCAGAAAGCAUGCACACAACUUCUAUCUGCGGAAAGCUUACCUGACGUCGGUGAUGACUCGAGGACUAGAAGUUCGCUCGGAACUUGAAGCGCAUUAUCGGAGUAUGAGUGAGUUAGAGGAAAGCAAGAUGGAGCAUGAGAAGAUUGAGAGAUUUGAGAAUGUGAUUGGGUCGCUGCAUCACAUGUUGAGCACGGCAUCUUGUAGUGGUGUUUACAACUCCCCCUACAACUUGUCAAACCCGCAAACGGCGUUCGGGUUGCCGAUCGAGUCUCACCUGAGAAACGUGGCGAAGGGAACUCUGCGAGAAACAAUCCUGCGGUUGGGUAGCGGCAAGACAGAAAAAUGGAGCGAGGGGAAAGUGAAUCGGACAGAUGGAACUGCCCAAGUUCUGCACGUCUCCACAGCCGGAGGACAGCUUUACGCUUACUCUACCAAACCCAUGAAAAUAUCUCGAUCAGAUUGA
Messenger RNA from Guillardia theta CCMP2712, 867 nucleotides. RefSeq lists its product as hypothetical. The transcript has 5 exons. Lineage: Eukaryota; Cryptophyceae; Pyrenomonadales; Geminigeraceae. Gene Ontology annotation, biological process: mitotic cell cycle; spindle organization; establishment of meiotic spindle localization. The record is from RefSeq and is a predicted model, not a curated record. Bases 1 to 867 code for a protein of 288 amino acids. Gene Ontology annotation, molecular function: protein binding. Gene Ontology annotation, cellular component: spindle pole.